GCGGGGCACGCCCGGGAGGGCGGGGCUCGUUCCCGGGAGCCGAACCGGGAGACCCGGGCGGCGGAGUCGGAGCAGUUGCCACCCCUCAGGCUGACGCGCGUCGUCUUUCGGCGGCGUGGCGCAGCGCUUCUCCCGGUGGCGCGGCGGCUUCGGAGGGUCGGCCGCCGGGCACAGGUUUCCUAAAAGACAGAAAAAUGGAGGAAUUGGUAAACCAAAUGCAGCCACUGAAUGAGAAGCAGAUAGCCAAUUCUGAAGAUGGAUAUGUGUGGCAAGUCACUGAUAUGAAUCGGCUGCAGCGGUUCUUGUGUUUUGGUUCUGAAGGUGGGACUUACUCUAUCAAAGAACAGAAGUUGGGCCUUGAGAAUGCUGAAGCUUUAAUUAGAUUGAUUGAAGAUGGCAGAGGAUGUGAAGUGAUACAGGAAAUAAAGUCAUUUAGUCAAGAAGGCAGAACUGCAAAGCAGGAGCCUAUGCUCUUUGCCCUUGCCAUUUGUUCCCAGUGUUCCGACAUAAGCACAAAACAAGCCGCUUUCAAAGCUAUUUCUGAAGUUUGUCGCAUUCCUACACAUCUCUUUACUUUUAUACAAUUUAAGAAAGAUCUAAAGGAAAGCAUGAAAUGUGGCAUGUGGGGUCGCGCCCUCCGGAAGGCCGUAGCAGACUGGUACAAUGGAAAAGGUGGCAUGGCCCUUGCCCUGGCCGUCACAAAAUAUAAACAAAGAAAUGGCUGGUCCCACAAAGAUCUGUUAAGAUUGUCGCAUCUUAAACCUUCCAGUGAAGGACUUGCUAUUGUUACCAAAUAUAUUACAAAGGGCUGGAAAGAGGUCCAUGAAAUGUAUAAAGAAAAAGCACUUUCUGUGGAGACUGAGAAAUUAUUAAAGUAUCUGGAGGCUGUAGAGAAAGUGAAGCACACAAAAGAUGAACUGGAAGUCAUUCAUCUGAUAGAAGAACACAGACUGGUUAGGGAGCAUCUCCUAACAAAUCACUUAAAGUCUAAAGAGGUAUGGAAGGCUUUGUUACAAGAAAUGCCUCUUACAGCAUUACUAAGGAAUCUUGGAAAGAUGACUGCUAAUUCAGUGCUUGAACCAGGAAACUCAGAAGUGUCUUUAGUAUGUGAAAAGCUGUGUAAUGAAAAACUGUUAAAAAAGGCUCGUAUACAUCCAUUUCAUGUUUUAAUUGCAUUAGAAACUUACAAAACAGGUCAUGGGCUCAGAGGAAAACUGAAGUGGUGCCCUGAUGAAGAAAUUUUGCAAGCUUUGGAUGCCGCUUUUUACAAAACAUUUAAGACAGUUGAGCCAGCUGGAAAGCGUUUCUUACUGGCAAUUGAUGUCAGUGCUUCUAUGAACCAAAGAGUUUUGGGUAGUGUACUCAACGCUAGCACAGUAGCCGCAGCAAUGUGCAUGGUUGUCACACGAACAGAAAAAGAUUCUCAUAUAGUUGCUUUUUCAGAUGAAAUGGUACCAUGUCCAGUGACUACAGAUAUGACCUUACAACAGGUUUUAAUGGCUAUGAGCCAGAUCCCAGCAGGUGGAACUGAUUGCUCUCUUCCAAUGAUCUGGGCUCAAAACACAAAUACAGCUGCCGAUGUCUUCAUAGUAUUCACUGAUAACGAGACCUUUGCUGGACAUGUCCAUCCUGCCGUUGCUCUGAGGGAAUAUCGAAAGAAUAUGGAUAUUCCAGCUAAGUUGAUUGUUUGUGGAAUGACAUCAAAUGGUUUUACCAUUGCAGACCCAGAUGAUAGAGGCAUGUUGGAUAUGUGUGGCUUUGAUACUGGAGCUCUGGACGUGAUUCGAAGUUUCACAUUAGAUAUGAUUUAAUCAUAAGCACCAGCACAGUCUAAGAGGUCCAUUGCCAUCAGUGAUCUCGCUAAUACACCGCUACUUCCCAGCUAAUCUUAAUCCAAUGAAAGACAGUAGGAUGAUGGUAUAGUAUGUGCAUAAUGGAAAGUUUACCUUACCAAAAAAAAAAAAAAAAAAAAAAGGAAGGAACAAUAAGAUGAGCCCAAAGUUCUUUCUGUCUGUUAAACUAGGUCUUGGGAAAUAGCUUCAGAAUACACUGUAGCCCCCUCUAUCUAAUAGAGAACUUCUUGUUGAGAGACUGUAAAAUAGUCAAACAGUUUUGCUUUGGUGAAUAAUCACAUUUGUACUUAAGAGAGAGCCAAAAGUGUAAGUAGUUCCAUAUCAUGUUACUUAUUUGAGAAAUGCCUAAAGUUUUCUUAAAUGUUUUCAUUGGUAAAGGACAACUUUGAUAAUGUCCAAAUAUUCUGAAAUGCACUGGACCAUGUAACUGUGAUGGAAUAUAAAACUCAUUUGUAAACUUUUAUACCAAGGGGGUUAAAAAAACAAACAAAAAAAACAAAGACAUUUGAUUAUGAAUGAGUUUUACAAAUUCCUCUAACAGUUUUCUACAGUCACAUAAAUAGCAGCUUUCUCAGUCAGUGAAAAAGAUAUUUUGUUUCUGUGGUUUAAUUUACACUUGUAGAAUUGUUACCAUUAACCAGAAACAUAAGGGAAACCCCUGAGAAGAGAUCUGAAGUUUGUGUCAGCUGAGGAAGUCUAUUUUGGUUUGCUUUUGUUUGUUUAUUGCUGUGAGUGAGGGGCAUGACUUGACAUUUUCCUCUGGCUUAUAACAACAUAGCCACAUGUAUGCACACUUUUUUUUUUCAUUCCCUUAAAUGAAAACAGAUAUUUCAAGCAUUUAACUCCCCCUAUUCAUAAUCUGAAAGUAUGACAAUUAAAAUCUCAAACAUAGGCAGAUUAGCUUUUUCCUUACUUUAAAAAUAUUGUUUUAAUUACUUUUAUCUAUUUUUUUAGCCAAUUGUAAAUGGGUUUUAGAUAUUUCUAAUUGUAAACAUGUUAGUGGCCUCCUCUCUCUUUGUCCAUUAUUCAUCUGUGGCUUUGUCCAUUAUUCAUUUGUGACAAAACAUUCUUUUUUGAUAGUAUAAAAAAAAAUAAAGCAAGGUAAUAAAGGCAAUUUUUGUGUGGCAUAUUAUCACUAACCAGUCUGUAAGAAAUUAAUUUUUUCUAUUUUAUUUGUGUAUAUUAAACUUCCUGUUCAUUAUAAAGUGCAUUAUUUUCUUGAGCAAGUAUCCCUUCUUUGUGGGGAGGUUUAACCUGUUGAACUGCCAGUAUAUUUGCUCAUAAUUAUAUCAUGGCUGUCUAAGAUAAUGUGCACAUAAAACUUCAGUUUUUAUGUAUUGUUCUUUAAAUGUAUUUAAAGAUUUACUGGGGAUUUAUAAAGCCCUUCUCAAUAUUAUAUGAAAAGUCAAACUAGUAAAUGUAAAUUAUACUUUCACGUGCUUGGGGGUUAGAGGUUUUGUUUUGCGGGGCAGGGGACUUAAGUAAUGUUAAAAUUUGUGUAUUUUCUUCUGUUUCAUGAGAAAUUUGGGCUCUGGGCGUAACAAGACUAUGUUCCUUUCAAACUUAUUUGAUAUAUUAAUGCUGGCCUUGUCUGAUAUGUAGCUCUUCCUUCAAGGCCACGGGUAGCAAUUUGUAAAUAUUAUGAUUUACCUGAUUUUUUUGUCAGCAAAGCUAGUAGCACCACUACCCGCCCCCACCCCAAAAAAAAUACAUGGCUUCUGAUAUCUUUGUUUUUUAUCCUCUGUCAGGCAUUGGAUUUGACAUGUUAGCUACUUUUGAUACAUUAAAAUUUAUGUUCAGAUUGAAUUUAAAGUUUAAAGAACCUAACAGAAUUUUGUAAUAGUACUUGAAUUCUUUAAGUAAACCCCAAAUCUUCUUAAAUUAAAAAUUAUAACAUGAUCUAACUUUUUAUUCCUAAUAGAAAGUGGAAUAUAGUAUAAACGUUUAUUUCCUUCAGUUAAACACUAUUUCUAUAUUGUUUUUAGACAGCUAUGUUUAGGAACUAAUAUUAAAUCCAUCAGAGAAGUAAGAUUAGAUGUGACUUUUUUGAAGUCACAUAGGUAAGUCUAUUAAAUGGUAAGAUUUGAGAAAGAAAAAACUAAAAGCCACCACUGAAGGUAGCUUUAUUUUCAAAUCAUGGAGCUUUCGAGCUGGAAGAAACCUUAGAAAUUUAAAAGGUAAUUGUUUGAGUUAGGUUAGGGGUCCAUGGUCUGAGAGAGUGUGACUUUGGAGCCCUAGAUCUAGUAGAUCUAGAAACCUUGGUCUCUUCAUUCCCAUUCCAGUGUUCACUUCCCCACAAAAUGGGAAGACAUUGACUUACAAGAGUAGGUGAUAAAACAGAAUUAUUCAAGACUUUUAUCUUUUUAGGUAUUAGGAAAUAACGUAUAUACAUGAUUGCUUUAGGAGUAGAAAAACAGAACUUGUGAACAUGUAUACUUCUGUAGUUCAUAGUAACCCUCAAGCACAAUUAAUGUCUUAAUAACCUGUAUUGCUAUAUAACAUAGUCAUAUAGAAAGAAUAAAAAAACUUUACCUCAUUAUGAAUAAAAUGUACUCAAGUGAUAAAGAAGUUUUAUUUUCUCAAUUACUUCUAGCAUUACUGCUGAUUAGGAAAAUGUUGCUUCUAAAAAACAAUCUUGAGAAAAGUAAACUUUAUUUCCUAGAAAAUAUGUAAAUAUUUUCAGGAUAUAGUUGUAAUUAGUAAAACAAAACCGAAUCUUAUGAUCCUACCCUAUCCCUGUUAGUUGAAAUUUCUUGGAAAUUCCACUUAUUAACACUUAUGUAUUAUUUAGUUUAGUAAUCAUUUUAGGAAAUAUUGGUGAGGAAGACACUAGUGCGUGGGAUUUGUGCCCUUCUGGAGCCUCUUUUGCUUUAUCUAACUUACUGUGUGACUGUAGACAACCACCUUAACCUAUGUGCUUCAAUUUUGCUAUCUUUAAAAAGUAACAUAUCUGAUGCUUGGAUCAUAGACGAAUCAAUGAUUUUAUAUCUGUAUAAAACUUGAAAUUGGGAAGAAGACUUGCAAAGAAAUUAGAACUUUUUUUAAAAAUUAAAAACACUUUUAAUAGGAUAUAUGUUUUGAAAGAUAAAAUGUUUUAGAAAAACAGCUCAGUAGGCUCAAUAAUUUUUUUAAACACUCCUGUUCUGAAUGGGAAAAUGUGGAAAAAAAAUUUUAACAGUAAAGGUAAUGACUAAAGAAGUCACUCUUCUCUGAUAAGAGAAAGAAGGAAUAUAUUCCAUUAGAUAGAUCAAGAAAAACUAACUCAUACUCUAAAUGAGAAGAUGGUCUUACAAACAUUUGCUUAAUCUUUUAAAAUAAUAGGUAAAUCUACAAAUGAUAGAAUAUCAGUUAAUCAGGAUUUUUUUCUGCAAAACAAUUUAAAAUUAUUUUGGAAAUUUAAGAUAGAAUUUCUGAAUAAAUUUGAGGAUCUGACAAUUAAGUAAGAAACAUCUUUAGAAGCACAGUAAAGCUACAUCUAAAUAAUUAAAGGGAAAUGAUUGUGAUCACUUAUUGGACUUAUUUCAAUUUGACCUAAAGAUGAUAUACCCACAGAUCUCUUGAUGAGUCCCUUACAGUUAGUAAUCACAAAUGAAAAAUUCUGGUCUUGUAUACCACAGACUUCGGUGAUUCGUUAAGGCUAUAUCCCCUCUAGAGAAAUGUCAGAUAGCUUCAAUAUAAACAUGCACAAGGGAGAAUUAGAAAAAAGAUAAGUUAAACUAUUUCAUUAGUUGUAUUUACUGUAUGCGUUUAAUUUAGUAUAUAUCCCAGUUACUUGCUCCCUAGUCCCUUAUUUGUUGGAAGAUUCCUU
Physeter macrocephalus (sperm whale) is the source of this 5661-nucleotide messenger RNA. It is a transcript of the gene RO60, whose product is annotated as Ro60, Y RNA binding protein. Lineage: Eukaryota; Metazoa; Chordata; Mammalia; Artiodactyla; Physeteridae. Gene Ontology annotation, molecular function: RNA binding. The transcript has 9 exons. Bases 195 to 1811 code for a protein of 538 amino acids. The record is from RefSeq and is a predicted model, not a curated record. Gene Ontology annotation, cellular component: ribonucleoprotein complex.